Messenger RNA from Aedes albopictus (Asian tiger mosquito), 1962 nucleotides. RefSeq names its product pre-mRNA 3'-end-processing factor FIP1 (gene Fip1). Gene Ontology annotation, cellular component: mRNA cleavage and polyadenylation specificity factor complex. The transcript is spliced from 3 exons. Lineage: Eukaryota; Metazoa; Arthropoda; Insecta; Diptera; Culicidae. The coding region runs from base 136 to 1824 and encodes 562 amino acids. The record is from RefSeq and is a predicted model, not a curated record.
UGUCAAAACUUUUACGCAAAAGACGCGAGAAACGUAGAAAACAACAUCGUUCUUGUGGGAAAUCUUAUAAUUUUCGCAGUUUUAGCAGAAAAUCAGUGGAAGUAGCGAAUAAAUCUUGUGCAACAGCUGCACAUAAUGGCUGACGAAGGUAACGAGGAUAGCUGGUUAUACGGCAACGCCAAUGCCGACGGGACAAACGGCGAAAAAGAGGGCGAUCAACCUUCUGCGGGAGACGACGACGGCGACGGAAAAGAACAUGGAACGUCAAUGGAUGGCGAAAUGGUGGAAUCGGGUGGCAAGCGGGCAAACAAACGCCCCCGGAGCAGUUUCUCCGACGACGACGAGCACCAUCAGCAUGAUGACAACGCGAUGGAUUCGAGCGAUCUGGUCGGUAAAUCUCGCGGCGGCGAUUCGGGUCGGAGGGAAGACGAUUUUCAUGGGGAGGAAGAUUCACAUCUUCAGGAGGACGAAAGCCACGACCAGGAUCAGGCGGAUAAGCCGGAGAGGAGUGACGGCGAAAUGGACACGGAUGAUAGCGAUGAUGAUGAUGAUAUUAACGUCGUCAUUGGGGAUAUAAAAUCGGGACCAAGUUAUAACAUCAUUAAGCAACGAGGUCCGAUAGUUCCUCCGCAGGUGGCACAGGCAGCUCCCGGACAGGACAAGGCCAAGCAGCCGGCCGGGAAGUUUAGCAUAGAGGAGUUUGAGAGCGUUGGAACUAUUAAUGGCGUUCCAGCACACGAGUUCAGCAUAGAUUCCUUGGACGAGAAACCUUGGCGAAAGCCAGGAGCGGAUAUUACGGAUUAUUUUAACUACGGUUUUAAUGAGGAGACAUGGAGAGCUUACUGUGAGCGUCAGAAGCGUAUGCGUAUGCACGAGAGCGGCGUCGGUUUGCAGGGAUUGACCAUCAAUAAUCCGCAGGCGGCACAAGCACAGAACAAUUGGAGACAAGGUCCGCCGCCUCCAAGGAAGAUGAUGAACAACGGAAUCGACGUCAUUGGCGGAAUGGCCAUGCAUCCUCGACCCGAGCCGCAAGACAUGAUGCCACGUCAUCCGAAGGAAAACAUCAUUCAGGUCAUGACUGCCGACCGACGCGAGUACAGUCGAACUUCCAAGUUCGAUUCUCCGAUGGGGCCGCCUCCGUUCGGUGCCCCUCCGGAAUUUUACCACAACGAACCGGACUACGGCGACUACGGAUAUGAACCGACUCAGGAGUCGCAAUGGAACCAGGAGCCCAACUGGCAACCGCAUGGCAUUAAGACGCUUACUCCGGGUCCGCCGCCACCGAUGAUGCCCCCGGGAAUGGGAAUGCCACCUCCGCACAUGGACAUGAUGCCACCGCCGAUGCAACCGGGCAUGAACAUGGGUCCUCCGGGGAUGGGACCGCAUGGAAUGCGUCAUGACCGUGGUGAUCGCGAUCGGGAGCGUGAUCGUGGCGAAAGAGAUCGCGACCGAAGACCGCGGGACCGUGACCGGGAACGAGAACAUCGUCGGGAUCGCGAGAGGGACCGAGAUCGGGAGCCCCGAGAAUCCCGAGAGUCACGAGAGCCCCGAGAGCGAGAAGCAUCCAUUAGCAAGCCGGUUGAACCGGUGGAGAUGAUGGAGCGGUCCCGAAGCGAGAAACCGGACCGGAGCGAGAGGGAUUCCGAAAAGGACAAACAACGAUCGUCCAAGUCCGAUCGGCAUAAGGACAGAUAUCGCGAACGAUCCCGCAGUCGGGAGAAGUCCAAAGCCAGGCGUCGUUCCCGUAGCCGUGACCGUGAACGUCACAGCAGUCGUUCCGAGAAAAAGAAAUCACACCGAAAGGAUAAGGAGGAGGGCGAAUAAAUGAUGGGUGACCGACCAUGUUCGAAACAGAAAAAGAAGCAUUUUCCUAUCAAUGCGGUCAACUGAUUGUAAAGUCAAGACAAAAAAGAAAUGAUAAUAAAUAAUAAAGUUUAGCGUUUAUCCUCCAUCCAACCGGCA